Messenger RNA from Limulus polyphemus (Atlantic horseshoe crab), 1202 nucleotides. Its product is annotated as dual oxidase-like. Gene Ontology annotation, cellular component: NADPH oxidase complex; plasma membrane. The record is from RefSeq and is a predicted model, not a curated record. The transcript has 4 exons. Gene Ontology annotation, biological process: superoxide anion generation; defense response. Lineage: Eukaryota; Metazoa; Arthropoda; Merostomata; Xiphosura; Limulidae. The annotation marks the transcript as partial. Gene Ontology annotation, molecular function: superoxide-generating NAD(P)H oxidase activity.
AUUCGACUGGAGGGACCGUUCGGGGGAGGCAACCAGGACUGGUAUAAAUUUGAAGUCGCUGUCAUGGUUGGGGGAGGAAUAGGUGUUACACCUUACGCGUCUAUUUUGAACGAUCUUGUUUUCGGCACGUCCACCAACAGAUAUUCAGGGGUUGCCUGCAAAAAGGUGUACUUUCUGUGGAUUUGUCCUUCCCACCGUCACUUUGAGUGGUUUAUUGACGUCCUUAGGGACGUAGAGAGAAAAGACGUAACCAAUGUCUUGGAAAUUCAUAUCUUUAUCACGCAGUUCUUCCACAAAUUUGAUCUAAGAACAACAAUGCUGUACAUCUGUGAGAACCAUUUCCAGCGUAUUUCUAACUCGAGUAUGUUCACGGGUUUGAAGGCCAUCAACCACUUUGGUCGACCUGAUAUGACAGCCUUUCUCAAAUUUGUACAAAAACAACACUCUUACGUGAGUAAAGUCGGUGUUUUCAGCUGUGGGCCAACAGCGUUGACAAAAACAAUUAGUAAAUCAAUCGAAACUGUAAACAAAUCUCGUAAACUACCGUAUUUCAUGCACCAUUUCGAGAACUUCUAGCUGCGUGCCAUCUGGUGGUGAUCCAACUGUUGGAAAUACGAAAAGGAAAAACUCGAAUUUUGUUGAACGAAAUAUUUUCUUACCGAUUUGGAUGUGUUAAUGUUAAAUUCCUUUAAAACAAACAUUACUGUGUAAAUAAAAUAUUUCAUACUGGCAUUAACAAUCUCUUAAGUUAUUUUUAUAACGAUUUUAAAGACAAAUUCAGACUGAGUAUUGUUGAGUGAUAAUUAAUUGAUGCUAACAAGAACUAGUUAACUAAAGAAAUAAACAACUGGCAAAUAAAAACAAAGAUCCUCAGCCAUACAUAUGCGGUUUAACAAAAACGUAUUCAUACAACUUAAGUUAUAUUUUUGUAGAAGAGUUUAAAAUUAUUUUUAAAAAUAUGAGAAUCAUCAGACUAAGAAAAACAGCGAGUUAUUGUAACUAAUAUCGCGUUAAGCCUAAAAUACACUUCUGUAUAAUCAGAUUAAUGGUAUAAAUGACCUGUAUCGCGUUAAGCCUAAAAUACACUUCUGUAUAAUCAGAUUAAUGGUAUAAAUGACCUGUAUCGCGUUAAGCCUAAAAUACACUUCUGUAUAAUCAGAUAUUAAUGGUAUAAAUGACCUGUAAAGUUUAUAUCCCAACUU